Trematomus bernacchii (emerald rockcod) is the source of this 2757-nucleotide messenger RNA. It is a transcript of the gene hck, whose product is annotated as HCK proto-oncogene, Src family tyrosine kinase. Gene Ontology annotation, biological process: protein phosphorylation; innate immune response; cell differentiation. The record is from RefSeq and is a predicted model, not a curated record. NCBI's taxonomy places the organism in Eukaryota, Metazoa, Chordata, Actinopteri, Perciformes, Nototheniidae. Gene Ontology annotation, cellular component: extrinsic component of cytoplasmic side of plasma membrane. The coding region runs from base 263 to 1774 and encodes 503 amino acids. The transcript has 13 exons. Gene Ontology annotation, molecular function: ATP binding; signaling receptor binding; non-membrane spanning protein tyrosine kinase activity.
GAGAGUAGGACCGCUGAGGGCUGGUUCCUCUUUUCUCUCUCAGUGAGAUGCGCACAGCUCCAACUUCCUCAUGCAGCCCAGUGCGCUGAGCUCUGCCGCCCCGUCCGCACCUCCAGCCCAGCCCGCACAACAACUACCGAGAAGGGAUGGAACAAACAAAGGAGAAAUGAGGAAUAUUCUUUACAUUGUCACCAGAGUCUAGAAGAGCACACACAUCCGAAAAGAACAAGAGUCGAGGUGAUUGGUUGAAGCGCGCAGCACCAUGGGCUGUGUGGGCUCGAAGAAGGAGUCGGAGCCGCUCGGCAAAGGGACGGCCAACGAGGAGCAGAACCGUGCCCAGCAGGCGGCCCACUACGUCAAAGACCCCACCACCGGGACCUCCGGGAACAAGGCUAGCAAGAUGCCAUCCAAUGCAAACUCUUCAGAAGGAGAGAGUAUUGCCAUAGCACUGUACGACUAUGAGGCCAUUCAUGAAGCUGACCUUGGCUUCAAGAAGGGAGACAAGCUCAAAAUCUUAGCGGAAUCGGGGGAGUGGUGGAAAGCAAAGCUUGUGAGUACAGGUCAGGAAGGCUUCAUCCCCAGCAACUAUGUGGCCAAAGAUACUCUGGAGGCAGAGGAUUGGUUCUUUAAGGGCGUGAGCAGGAAAGAUGCUGAGAGGCAGCUGCUGGCCUCGGGGAACAAAGGGGGGUCCUACAUGAUCCGAGACAGUGAGACCACCCAGGGCAGCUACUCCCUGUCGGUCAGGGACGGGGACACGAGGACCGGAGACACAGUGAAACAUUAUAAGAUCCGUAUGCUGGACAAUGGAGGGUUCUACAUCUCUCCCCGCAUCACCUUCAGCACCCUGCAGGAGCUGGUCAGCCAUUACAAGAAGCAGGGAGAUGGUCUCUGCCAAACCCUGACCCUCCCCUGCUUGAGCCCUAAACCUGAGAAACCGUGGGAGAAAGACGCUUGGGAAAUCCCCCGAUCAUCGCUGAAGCUGGAUAAGAAGCUCGGAGCCGGACAGUUUGGAGAGGUUUGGCUGGCUACAUACAAUAAGCACACCAAGGUAGCAGUGAAGACCAUGAAGCCUGGCACCAUGUCGGUGGAGGCCUUCCUGGGGGAGGCCAACCUGAUGAAGGCUCUGCAGCACGACAAGCUGGUGCGCCUCAACGCUGUGGUCACCAUGGAGGAGCCCAUCUUCAUCAUCACCGAGUUCAUGGAGAAAGGCAGUUUAUUAGACUUCUUAAAGACUGAUGAAGGAAACCGUGUCCAGCUCCCCAAGCUCAUCGACUUCUCUGCCCAGAUUGCAGAGGGCAUGGCUUUCAUUGAGCAGAGGAACUACAUCCACAGAGACCUGAGGGCUGCCAACAUCCUGGUCAAUAAGGCUUUGGUGUGCAAAAUUGCUGACUUUGGCCUCGCCCGUAUCAUUGAAGACAACGAGUACACAGCCAGAGAAGGAGCAAAGUUCCCCAUCAAAUGGACGGCCCCUGAGGCCAUCAACUAUGGCUCCUUCACCAUCAAAUCAGACGUCUGGUCCUUUGGUAUCUUGCUGACUGAGAUUAUCAGCUAUGGACGCACACCAUACCCAGGGAUGACCAACCCGGAAGUGAUCCGUGCCCUGGAGAAGGACUAUCGGAUGAAGCGCCUGGACAGCUGCCCCGUGGAACUCUAUGAUAUCAUGCUGGAAUGCUGGAAAAACAAGCCUGAGGAGCGUCCCACCUUUGAGUACCUGCAGAGCGUCCUGGAGGACUUCUACACAGCCACAGAGAGCCAGUAUCAGCAGCAGCCAUGAGACAUGUCUUCUCUUAGUGCUGUUCAUUCUCACAGCAGGUCCACUUUCUACAGUGAAAUCCAGAGCACACACAUGUUCUCUCUUUACCACUUUCUGUUUCUCUUUUGCACACACACAACCAUCAUAGAGACUGUACAAACAUUAUUGGGGAGGGUUGAAAGUCUUUAAAAUAUAUGUGUAGCAAGCUAGACAAACAUUUUAUUUUUAUUUUCAUUCGGCCCUCAUUCCUUUGAAUGAGAACAUUUAAAGUAAUAGGACUACAGAAUAGAAAUACAAAAACAAUAUUAGCAACGUAUCAUUUAUUAUUAUUAGUAAUGCAAAAACAUUAUGAGAAAAUAUUCUGACCUCCUACCAGUCUGAUGAUGAUCUGAAGGUGUGGAUUUAGAUUAGCAUGACCACAGCUGCAUCAGGUCUACUGGAUAGUUUUCUGCACAAAAUUGACCGUAAAUCGUCUGUUUCCUUCACAGUUAUUCCACUGAAUUUUGAAGAUGAACAUUCAUAAACAUAAAUAUAAAUAAAUGAAUUAAAUUUGAAUAAAUGCAUAAGUAAUUAGAGACUAGUGUCACACAACACAACAGGUAUAAAUAAGCAGCAAGGACAGUUUGUUUUCUAAAUGUAAGUAAAAAUAGCACCUUUGCUUGGAUAAGCUCUAAUAGUGAACAGGCAAGCACAUCAAGACUGGUAUUUUUCGCAAAUUGGAAAGGGAAAGCAGGAUUUAAAACAAAUCUGACCAUACACUGUGCUGUAAAAUAGUCUGACUGCUAUUUUUCUAAACAUAUAUAAAAUAACAAUAUAAAUAGCAAAUCCCACUACCCUGAGCCUCUUAUACUGUAUGUACAGUCUCUUGUAAAAAAGUACAGAGUAACAAGAUAUGUCUAUAUUCACAAACAAACAAACAAGGCCACCUGAAUGCAGUCACAUGGAAGACACUGGAUUUAGUUGUUGUGCUCCAGCAAACAUUGUGCAUCCUGCUCCAUAACACA